Chaetomium globosum CBS 148.51 is the source of this 837-nucleotide messenger RNA. RefSeq lists its product as uncharacterized. Gene Ontology annotation, molecular function: hydrolase activity. Lineage: Eukaryota; Fungi; Ascomycota; Sordariomycetes; Sordariales; Chaetomiaceae. The transcript is spliced from 3 exons. The record is from RefSeq and is a predicted model, not a curated record. The coding region runs from base 1 to 837 and encodes 278 amino acids.
AUGCGCACCUCGACUCUCUCAAACGCCCUGCUCCUCGCCGGAGGGGCGGUGGCUGGCUGCCUCGGGAAGCCCAGCGCCUGCCAGAGCGUCGACGCAUCCAUCGUUGCCCACACGGGCGAGCCCCUGGGCAAGGAGGUUACGCACAACAACAUCACCCUCUACAUCGCCGAGCCCGACGCAAAGGACCCGCGCACCAAGGCCCGAGCCGGCAGCGCCAUCCUCUUCCUAACCGACGUCUUCGGCCUAGCCCUCGCCGAGAACAAGCUCCUCGCCGACAGUUUCGCGCGCGCCGGCUACCUGACCCUGGUCCCGGACCUCUUCCAAGGCUCGCCCGCGCCCGGCGACAUCAACGUGCCGGGGUUCAACACGACCGAGUUCCUAGCCAAGCACGAGCCGGCCGUCACGGACCCCAUCAUCGCCGCGGCGGCCGCCUACCUGCGCACCGAGCUGAAGGCGACCCGCCUCGCCGCCACGGGGUACUGCUUCGGCGGGCGGUACUCGUUCCGCCAGCUGGCGGACGGGGAGGGUGCGGUGGAUGUGGCGUACGCGGCGCAUCCGAGUUUGUUGAGCGAGGAGGAGAUUGCGGCCGCGGUGGCGGGGCCGGUGGCCGUUGCGGCGGCGGAUCAGGAUACGCUUUUUAAUGCGGAGGCGAGGGCCGCGGCGGAGAAGGCGCUGUUGGGCACGGGCAAGCCGUAUCAGGUGAAUUUGUAUUCGGGUACGCAGCAUGGGUUUGGUGUGCGGGUGGAUCUGGCGGAUGCGCAGCAGAAGUAUGCGAAGGAGGAGGCGUUUUUGCAGGCGGUGAGGUGGUUUGAUCGGUUCUUGGUGACUGCGGCUUAG